AUGGCAGCUUGUAAAGUCGAAGGCAGUGUUGCGCUCGUGACCGGCGCCGGGUCAGGAAUCGGCCACGGACUGGCCCGGCGUUUGCUGGAGCUGGGAUGCUCAGUUGUCAUGGCAGACUUGAAACUGCGCCCCGAAGCUGAGGAGACGCUCAAUAAAUACCAGAACCCGACUAAGGGUACUGGUCCAUCCGCAUUCUUUCACCAGACCGACCUCUGCGACUGGUCUCAGAUCAACUCCCUAUGGCAGACUGCCCUGAAGACUUUUGGGCGAGUCAACCUACUCGUCAACAGCGCUGGAUUGUAUGAGCCUCCCUUCAGUGACUUCUGGAACCCUCCUGGCAUAUCUCCGCUUUCUCAAGAUCCGGCCGAUGCCCAGGUCGGCGUCUACAAGACGUAUGCCGUGAACACAAUUGCGCCCGUUAGGCUGGCCCAGAUUGCCAUUGAGUACUGGCUGCGCCCAGAAAAUCGCGAGCUCCAGGGCAAUAUUCUCUGGAUGGCAAGCAUGGCAGGAUAUAUCCACGGACUCCUCACCCCUUUUUACUAUUCGAGCAAGGCAGCGGUCGUGAGCAUGUGCAAAUCCCUGGGGUCGCUGAACAAAAUUGCUGGGAUCCGUAACGUGGCCAUAUGCCCUGGUGUCGUUGAUACACCAAUUUUCCAUGCUCAAUAUAGCCGUGAACGGGUACGGUCUGACGACCUGAUGCUCACCUUGGACGAAUUGCUUAAUGUGGCCAUGGACGGGAUCCAAAAUCCUCAGUAUGGCGAUGGAAACAUUAUCGAAGUCUUCUGCGGAGGAACCCAGGACGCUCAUGAGGUCUGUGUUCGCGAUGUACCGAUGGAGGCCGUCUACAACAUGGAAGGUCUCAAGGGCCUGGCAGCCGGGACACAUAUUAUUGCCACGCAGGAUGAAUUCGAGAAAAGGUUAAAAAAGGAGGGGAUGGGGUUCCAUAGCACAUUGAAGUGA
Messenger RNA from Clonostachys solani, 960 nucleotides. The record is from the annotation of a GenBank genome assembly. Lineage: Eukaryota; Fungi; Ascomycota; Sordariomycetes; Hypocreales; Bionectriaceae.